AUUAAAGUGGGAGUCUAUUUUAAAUUCCUUUUGAUUUUAUUAAUUGUGUUGGAAUGUAUUAUAUUAGCCUACUAAUUACUUAGCUCAUUAUGGCUGUAUGGAGAUUCAUUAACUACAUAGAGAAACUAAAUGCCAGUUUUAAAAUUUGUGGUGCUGUUCCUAAAAGUUGACAAAGACAUGAGACAGUACAAAAUGCCAGCCAUGGCCUAAUUCCCGACAUCAGCAGUAGUUUGAAAGUAGUUGCUUUCAUGCGACAAUAUGGAUGAUGGUGUUGAGGCAAAUUCUAUGUUAGCUUCUCUCUGUGCUCUUCAAGGAAGAACAAGUAUUUCCCUGGAGAAGCAACUCUCCUCAUAGCUGGUGAAGCAGCCAUUGUAGCGUCAGUGCUGUACUCAGGGCUUGGCCUAGCUAUACAGUUCUGUGUGAGCUGAUGUGUGUGGUUGAAAAAUGGCAAGUUCAUGUUGUGGGUCAUUCAGAGAACUACAUCAUAAAGGAUAGAGCUCUGGGUGGUCUCUUUCUUUCGAGUACUAUAGGAGUCACAGAACCUGCAGUGAAUUUUCAUCAGCACAAAAGGAUGCCAGACAGCUCUAUAUUUUUUGUCCACUGUUUGAGCCCCAGAACAGUGGACCAUGUGUUACAGGGGAGGGAUGGAGAUGUCCUGGGCAUGGGUGGGGUCUUUGAAAACUGCCUUGCCUGCAGUUGGUGGUUGGAAGCAGAGAAUACCUGAUGGCUGUGCUGAGAGCUUGCCAGGUACCUGGCAGAAACUGCUGUUGCAGGGAAGGCUGGGAGAGAGUGGGGGUUGGGCGAGAGGGAGAGGGAUAGAUAGAUAUGGAUGGAUGGAUGGAUGGAUAGAUCAGUGUCCAUCACUGCAAAAAAAUAAAAGGUGUUGGGGGGGAUUGAAUUCCUUAAUUACCAUCAUGCCAAGGUUUUUUCUUUGUAAUUCUGCUAAGUUGUCUUAAGAAAAGUCUUUAAUCAUAUGCAAUGCUACCAAAGCAUUUCUUGUUCUUAAAAACCGUUUUAAACUGUUUAUUUUGGAGAUAGGACGUCCUAGAGUUGCUCAGGCUGGCUUCCCCACUCAUAGCAGUCCUCCUGCCUUCACCGCGGGAGUGCUGGGACCUGUGGCUGUGUGUUACCACUCCUCACAGCGUGCCUUCCUUCUUUAAAAUGUAGAUUCUCAUACUCCAAAGGGACACUAACCCAGUGCUUUCAAAUGUAGUACACACCUAGCACUAGAAAUCCCCGCAUGUGUUGUCGCUGACAUUGAAACAGUUGACAUAUGGACAAGUACACACUCUCUUUACUGUGGAGCCACACAUGCCUGUCCUGGUCCAGCUGUGCUGAGGGGCGUGCAUUAUUAACCGUGAUGGACAUCUAUUCAAAUACAUUUUGGACUACCUGCACGGGGAGGUGCAGACCCCCUCGGAUGAGCAGACGCGAGCUGCCCUGCAGGAGGAGGCUGACUACUUUGGCAUCCCUUACCCGUACAGCUUGUCUGACCACUUGGCCAAUGAGAUGGAGACAUAUUCUUUAAGGUCAAAUAUAGAACUUAAAAAGGCUUUAACAGACUUCUGUGAUUCCUAUGGCUUAGUUUGCAAUAAACCAACAGUUUGGGUUCUCCACUAUCUUAACACAUCUGGUGCAAGCUGUGAGAGUAGAAUUAUUGGUGUCUAUGCUACAAAAACUGACGGGACAGAUGCCAUUGAUAAGCAGCUGGGAGGAAGGAUUCAUAGUAAAAGCAUUUUCAAAAGAGAGGCGGGGAACAACGUUCAGUACAUUUGGAGCUAUUACUCAGUAGCCGAGUUGAAGAAAAUGAUGGAUGCCUUUGAUGCUUGGGAAGGAAAAGGGGUAAGCUACUGGCGUGUGCCUCAUGAGCUGAUAGAGUGUUGGACUUUGGAAGAACGGCCUUUACACGGAAGCCUGCGUCAUAUGGCCCCAAUUCGAAAGAGGCGGCUGAUAGCCCUCAGGGAAGAGGAUGAAGGUGUGAACUGUAAGACUGGUCCUAAGCCAGUCAGAUUUUUGGGCCCUUCUACAAGUACCCAAAUUAAAGUCAAGAACUCUGCUUCAGUGAGGGUGUCACCUGCCAAUGCUGCCCAGAUCUCCUCUCAGGCUACAGCAAACCGCUCUCACAGAGGCAGCUGUGGAAAGGCAGCCCAGUGCUCUGUGGCCACAGGGGCUUCUGGGCAUGCUCCCGCUUCCCCCGAUGCCCAGAGCUCUGAAAACCAAGCCACACACCCACCUCCAGCCAAGGUGCUCCUCUCUGAAAAGAAGUCUCCACCCCCUCGAGUGAUCAAGCUGAGGAGGACUCCACUGCGUGGGGGGCCUUCCCUGCCCACCGCCUCAGCAGGGGGCCAGGCCUGCUUCCCCCAGCCACCCUCUCUAGAAGCUUCCAGCAGUUUGGGUGUGCAGAUGGAGACCAGGAAAGACCAGCCUGAUGGGUAAAGUGGGCUUGGAACGGCCUGUUUGUCCCACAGCUUCCAGCGCGCUGAUGCCGACAGUGUUCUUGAGCGGGAAGAGCUAAACGUGGAUGUUGAGGAUUACGACAGGAAAAGUGGAUGCCGUGGCAUGGGAGGAGAGGAGGGAGACUUUGUGGUUAGGGUUACUGUUUACUUUGCAUUUUCCUGAGGUGGUCUCUGUGCAGUUUGAUUUCUGGUUUUUAUUUUUAAGCUUUAUUUAAAUAGUUAACUGAUACCAAGGCAACCAAGCAGUAAGAAGUCUCCCCUUUUUACAGUAGUGUUAGAGUCUUCAGUGUUACUCCUACAGUCCAGGGGUAGGAGUGAGGUCUGGGCCUAGGUUUCUGUCAGAUGGAGAGGGGCACCUGUGCUGGCCACAGUGUGGCAGCCAGCAGAAGAGGUCUCAAGUGUGACCCCACCAGCUGCUCCUAGUUGUUUCUUUUCCAAAGAUAACAUGAAAAGAAGUGAUGGGGGAAAGGGGAGGAAUACAAUGAAAGCUUAGAUGGCGAUCUCAUGUGAUUGGGCCAUUUUAUUUUCCAGGUUGGCUCUUUACUUUGUUCUGUUAGCAGCUGUGUCUUUUUUGUGCACCACAAGGGGGAAUGCAUGUGGUAGGAGCUCUAGGACGGUUUUUGGAACAGUUAAAAUAUGGGAGUUUACUUUGGUGGCGUUUUGAAGUACUUUGAAAAAGGGAAGUUAAACAAGUUAACUUUUUAACUCGUUAGUUGGUUUAGAAGUGACCAUUGGGUCCUUCUGAUUACACACUAUGCUUCAUGCAUACAAUUUCCAUAUAACUUGAAUUUAAUAUUUUAAAACAAAAUCUUUUGAUUAAUCUAUUUUUUCAUGACCAUUGAGUUAUGUGUACUUUCUCUUACAUAUUAUGUUUGGUAAUUACACUGUGCAAUUCUACUUCCCAUGAGCCCUGUGCGUCCGUGUUUCUAGAAGCAGGUUCAUAGAGCAGGCGUUCCUUACUCAGAGGCUGGGCAGUGCAUUGCAUUGCUUUGAGAAAGUGAGGCAGGCAUACUCAUGAUGCUUCUUUUUAAAUAAAUUAAACAUUUCCACAAAAAUGUGACUUUUCUGUGACUACUUACUUAACUUUGAUUUAUACCCUAAUUUAUGUAGGGUUUCUAUUUCUGUUUCCAAAAUUACUUUCUUGUCUUGCUGAUUCAUGAAAUGAUAAAAUCAACUUUGAAUAAA
Molecule: messenger RNA, 3641 nt
Organism: Mus musculus (house mouse)
Lineage: Eukaryota; Metazoa; Chordata; Mammalia; Rodentia; Muridae
Gene: Kctd18
Product: potassium channel tetramerisation domain containing 18
Exons: 6
Coding region: 1510-2436 (308 amino acids)
Biological process (GO): protein homooligomerization
Source: RefSeq, a predicted model, not a curated record